AUGCUGGCGGCCGUGCUGUGUGUUGCGGCCUUGGGGCACCUCGUGCUAGGAGAGAGCCCCCAGGUCACCACCUCCUAUGGUACCAUGAAGGGGCAGGUCCUCAAGUCUAGGGAUGGCAGGGACUACUUUUCCUUCACCAGGAUACCUUAUGCCAAGCCGCCUGUAGGAGAGCGGAGGUUCUUGAAUUUUAGGUAUCUAGGGUAUACGAUAACUAGAAAAAACGAAAUCGAAGAGAAUAUUAAGGUUAGGCUGAAGGUGGGAAAUGCUUUUCUUUAUGGAUGCGAAACGUGGCCGCUUACAAUAAGGGAUGAACAACGGCUUAAAGUUUUUGAAAAUAAAGUAUUGCGCAGAAUAUUCGGACCGAAAAAGGACGAGUCAACCGGAGAAUUUUGGCGGUUACACAACGCUGAAUUGCGUGAACGGUAUCCGGUUAAUAUAAUUGAGGAGAUUAAGUUGAGGCGAAUUAAAUGGGCAAAUAAAAUCGCUGAGAUCAGUAACGAAAGAAUUCCUAAAAAGUUAAUAUUCGCUGUACCGACUGGCGAAGCGAGGGUGACAGGAAGGUUACCAGUUAUCUUCUACAUACAUGGAGGUGGUUUCAUAAUAGGUUCUGCUGCUGAUCUCGGAUCCGCCAAAUCUUUCAUGGACGAAGAUGUAGUUUUGGUUACAAUUAACUAUCGUCUUGGAACUAUGGGAUUCCUCAGUUUGGAAGACAAUACUUUACGUGGGAACAUGGGUCUUAAAGACCAAGCCCUGGCUUUGGAAUGGGUCCAUCAAGAAAUCAGUGCAUUCGGAGGGGACCCGAAUCUGAUAACCGUUGCAGGUGGGAGUGCUGGAGCGGCGUCUACGCACUUUCUUUGUGAAGUUCCGAGGACGAAUGGUGAGCGCACUGUUUCAUGA
Messenger RNA from Nezara viridula (southern green stink bug), 897 nucleotides. The record is from the annotation of a GenBank genome assembly. NCBI's taxonomy places the organism in Eukaryota, Metazoa, Arthropoda, Insecta, Hemiptera, Pentatomidae.